Messenger RNA from Salvia splendens (bonfire salvia), 2123 nucleotides. RefSeq lists its product as uncharacterized. Bases 218 to 856 code for a protein of 212 amino acids. Gene Ontology annotation, cellular component: nucleus. Gene Ontology annotation, biological process: defense response to fungus. NCBI's taxonomy places the organism in Eukaryota, Viridiplantae, Streptophyta, Magnoliopsida, Lamiales, Lamiaceae. The record is from RefSeq and is a predicted model, not a curated record. The transcript is spliced from 4 exons.
UUUUUUCUCUCUCUUCUAAGUUACCAAUAUUGAAGAGCUGAAAUUUGUUCUUCAAAGCACGCGAAAACAAGCCCUAGGCCGUAAAACUGAGGAACAAUAAUCUGUUUCUCGGAGAGCAUCUGAGAUUUGAACCCCCUAAUUCAGGCUGCGCUGAUCGUUACUACCUGUCCAAUUUCUCCAAAAGGCUUUUAAUAUUUGUUAAAGAAGAUAGACCGCAAUGAGAUUCAGAACUAGGGAGGUGGUUUCAAGGAAGUUAUUGAUACCUUGCCCUUCUUCUCCACAAGGUGCAGAGUGUUUCGUAACUGGAGACGUUGUUGAGGUCUUCCAUCAAUAUUCUUGGAAGAUUGCUGUGGUCGUGAAUGUUCUAGGAAGCAAAAAAGAAAGUAGAAAUAAGAAUAUCCAUCCCAAGGUUUCGACAUGCAAGAAUCAAUAUUUAGUGAGACUAGUUGGGUACUCAAAGGAAGUUGCUAUUGAUAGAACGAAGAUCAGGAUGAGACAGACAUGGCAUGAUGGAAAAUGGGUUCAAUCGACAAAGAUUCCUCAAGUAGGUGAUGAUUUAAUAGUGAGCAAACCAUCAAAGUCAAAUUUUUGUCUGAAGAUGAACUCCCAGGGUCCAGCGUUCAAUUCUAGAGUUAAAUAUCAACCUGGAGAAGAUUUUGGAAACUUCAAAGAUGAAGCUGCACCAAGGGAAUCUGCUGUGAUCUCCUCAAGAUCCCUGAAGAGGAUGUCCCCAUAUGUUUCAUCUGUUAUUGAAGCCAAUGACGGAUAUGUACAAAAGUUUCAAACCGCUGAGAAAGAAGGCCGGAAGCAGCGAGUGGUUGCUGACCGGGUACUUGACAAGUUCUUUUUGAAAUGAGUGGAGCAAAGCUCAAGCGCUCAUGCCAAAAAAUUGGGUGUACCAGCCAAAUAUGUCAUCUGAUGAUCAAGAGAUGCCAACUAUUGUUGUAUCCGAUCAAGUAAGAGACCUUCUAUUUGCACCAUUUGGUGUCAGAUGUCCCUUAGCUUUAAAUAUUGUGCCCUGCAUAACAGCAUUGCAGAUUUCUAGUAUUUUGACUACUUAGCUUUUGAUGAGAUGUUCAUGAGAAAUUGAAUCUUGAAGUGUACAGUUGACUUUGGCCUGCAAUGUAUUGCUAGUUCUUCAUGUCUGAAACUUAAUCAAAACUGCAUUUUUGGCUCUACUCUACAGAGUGACUAAUUUGGUCACUGUCGACUACUAUAUAGUUUGAUUGCUGCUUAUUAGUGAAAUUCUGUGUGCAAUGGCAUUGAUGAUUUUACUUAUGUAAGUAUGAUUUCCUCCAUUCGAUUUGGCUGCUCUUGUACUCUGCACAUGUAUUUUUCUAAGGCUGUAUUGAUCAUACUUGAAUCCUGUACUUAUUUUCCAGGGCUACAGUUUGAAGCAUGCAUCAUUUGCUUCCAAUGGUGCAAAGAUGAUGCCAGGGUUCUCUUGGCAUUGAACUUUGGGUGAUUCAGUUGCCUACUUUCAUAGAUAUGCUACGAUUAUGGCCACUCCCUGGUAUCACAUGGUUUAUGCCACUUCCGUUUUAUCUCCUUUUCUCCCCCCUUUAACUCGAUAUUAUAGGAUGUAUUUACCAGAGGAUGGUAAAUGUUAAGAGGGUUGUUUGUACCAAAGCUGUAUUUUCUUUAGCACUAAUUCAAAUUACAUCUUAACCAUAUUGAAAAUUUUAAUGUCAAUAGAACAUUGCAUAAAGUCAUGCUUUAUUCGAUUAACAGAUGGUGGUAAGAUUCGAUGAUUGAGAAUGAGCCUUGAAAACAUUCUUGAGAAGAUGAAAAGAGUUGGAGAUGCAGCUGUAGAGAUUAUGAGAAAUUAUAGUGUUCAGACUGGAUGCAGAUUGGAGAGGUGAUCAUUUGUUGCUAAUGAUUUGUUACUUGAUAUGUAUCAGAAACCCUUGUGCAUAGUGACUUGUUUUUGGCCUUCUAGCAACAGACACAUGUCAUCGGUCCUAAGACGCCAGCUGGCAAAACUUGAUUCAACUAAGGAAACAGUUGAGGAAGCUGAGAGAAAGCAGUAAUAAUGUUGUGGGUAGCAUUUUGGCAUGUAAAUAUUGUGAAUACUACUAUUGUUAUAUGUCAUCUUGUUAAUAGAUUUGGAUCUUUUUUUAUCA